CCCUCCAUUGACAGUUAGUUCUUUCCCUUCAUUUUCUCCCCCCGGAGCUGGGAACGAAAGGCAAAUCUUCUGCAACUCGAUUCAGUUUUUUGUUGCAGAGGAGGGAGUAGGAAGAAGAUGACGAUCACACCUAAGAUCACAAUCACUGAUGGUAACCUUAUGGUCCAAGGCAAGACUUUGCUUAAGGGUGUGCCUGACAACAUUGAGCUGACUCCCGGAUCAGGCGUGGGACUCGUUGAUGGUGCAUUCAUCGGAGCUUCGGCUUCACAUACCAAUAGCUUGCACGUUUUCCCUGUUGGUGUUCUAGAGGGCCUCCGGUUUCUGUGUUUAUUUCGAUUCAAGCUAUGGUGGAUGACACAGAGGAUGGGAACAUGUGGAAAUGAUAUUCCUCUGGAGACACAAUUCAUGCUUGUGGAGACCAAAGACGACAGUGAAGGCGACCACGAUGAUGCCCCAACUAUCUAUACUGUUUUCCUUCCGCUCAUUGAAGGCUCAUUUCGUGCUGUUCUUCAAGGAAACGAGAAGAAUGAACUGGAAAUAUGCCUUGAGAGUGGGGAUAAAUCUGUAAAAACUGAGCAGGGACAUCAUCUUGCCUACAUGCAUGCUGGGCCCAAUCCUUUUGAAGUUAUAAAUGAAGCCGUUAAAGCUGUUGAGAAGCACUUACAGAGUUUCCAUCAUAGAGAGAGGAAAAAGUUGCCAUCGAUCCUCGACUGGUUCGGCUGGUGCACAUGGGAUGCUUUUUACACUGAUGUCACAGCAGAGGGUGUUGAUGAAGGGCUCAAAAGUUUGUCUCAGGGAGGUUUCACUCCUCGCUUUCUGAUCAUAGACGAUGGAUGGCAACAAAUUGGCAGUGAACCCAAAGACCCUGACGCAGUUGUUCAAGAAGGCGCACAGUUUGCGAACAGACUAAUAGGGAUAAAAGAGAACAAGAAGUUCCAAAAGAAUGGAACAGAAGGUGAAGAAGAGCAAGGGCUUAAGCAAGUUGUGGGGCAAGUAAAACAACAGUUUGGUGUGAAAUAUGUGUAUGUAUGGCAUGCCAUGGCAGGUUAUUGGGGUGGGGUACAACCAGCUGGUCCGGGAAUGGAGCACUACGAAACCGCAUUGGCUUACCCUGUGCAGUCUCCUGGUGUACUCGGGAACCAGCCUGACAUUGUUAUGGACAGUCUUGCAGUGCACGGGCUGGGCCUUGUGCACCCAAAAAAGGUCUUCAACUUCUACAAUGAAUAUCAUGCAUAUCUGGCCUCAUGUGGUGUUGAUGGAGUCAAAGUCGACGUGCAAAACAUCAUAGAGACUCUUGGAGCUGGACAUGGUGGCAGAGUUUCGCUCACACAUAGUUAUCUCCAUGCCCUCGAAGAAUCCAUCGCACGCAACUUCCCUGAUAAAGGCUGUAUUGCCUGCAUGUCUCAUAAUACUGAUUCCCUCUACAAUGCCAAGCAGACUGCGAUAAUCAGAGCUUCUGAUGAUUACUAUCCUCAUGAUCCAGCUUCUCAUACCAUCCAUAUCUCAUCUGUCGCCUACAACACACUCUUCCUGGGUGAAUUCAUGCAACCUGAUUGGGAUAUGUUCCAUAGCCUACAUCCAACUGCUGAGUAUCAUGGUGCAGCUCGAUCUAUUGGAGGAGCUGCUAUUUAUGUCAGUGACAAGCCUGGAAACCACAACUUUGAGCUUUUGAAGAAGCUUGUCCUUCCUGAUGGGUCAGUACUCCGUGCCCAAUUACCUGGCCGGCCGACCAUCGACUGUCUGUUUACUGAUCCAGCCAGAGAUGGAGCCAGCUUGCUCAAAAUCUGGAACGUGAACAAGUGCGCGGGUGUAGUUGGCGUGUUCAACUGUCAGGGUGCUGGUUGGUGCCGAGUUACAAAGAAGACACGCGUCCAUGACACAUCACCCAGCACCCUCUCUACUUCUGUUCAGGCUACCGAUGUUGUUUCCAUAGGUCAGCUCGCUAGUCCAGAUUGGAGUGGGGAUACAGUCGUAUAUAGCUUCAGAUCAGGGAAGAUUGUUCUCCUACCAAAAGGUGCUUCACUGCCUGUGACACUUGAGGUUCUCCAGUAUGAACUCUUCCAUAUCAGCCCCGUCAAGGAUAUUGCCUUAAACAUCUCAUUUGCACCAAUUGGUUUACUAGACAUGUUCAACAGUGGCGGUGCCGUGGAGAAGUAUGAAGUCCAUCUGGUUUCUAACAAACCUGAGGGUGAAGAGGUGUCGAGUUUUCCCGGUCAAAACUGACCCCCAACCGCAACAGUCUCUCUUACCGUUAGGGGGUGUGGGCGAUUCGGUUUUUACACUACUCAGCGGCCCUUGGGAUGCUCAUUGGAUGGUGCCAUUACUGAUUUUAACUAUAACACUGACAGUGGAUUGGUGACCAUGACCAUUCCAGUUCCUACACAGGAAAUGUAUAGAUGGCGUGUUGAAGUCAUAGUUUAAUUAGCAAGUUGUUGUUGCUUUAAUCAAAAUAAAGCUUAGUAUUGCUGAGUAUGGUUUGUCGUAGCUAGGGGAAUAAUGGUAGCAGUGUUAUCCAGUGUGAAGUUUCUUUUGUAAUAAUAAAACCUUCUACCUGUAGUUCUGUACUAAUAAAAGCCAGCUUGCUUUUUUUUGCAGCCCCAUCUUGAUUAUUUAUUAAUUAAUGGUAAAUCAGUUCCUGCAGGCCAUGUUUUUUC
Messenger RNA from Cuscuta epithymum, 2654 nucleotides. Lineage: Eukaryota; Viridiplantae; Streptophyta; Magnoliopsida; Solanales; Convolvulaceae. The record is from the annotation of a GenBank genome assembly.